ACAAGAUGGCGGAUUUCAAAGUCCGGCGCUCGCCGAUGACGAUACUAUAGAGCCUGGCGGCGGGACUACUGAAAGAGAACGUUGUGGCGGGAUCUGGUCGUCAACAUGUUUACGGAUUUAGCUGUGUCAGAGGGGCCUGGGCUUUUGACGCCACCAUCGGAAGUUUCUUCUACUUUCAACCGUGUAUCUAACAACCACUACUGCAACCAGUCUAAGCUGUUCCAACUUGGUGAGCGAAGUUUCACUCGCCAGUAUGCCCAUAUUUAUGCCACUCGACUGAUGCAGAUGAGGCCUCUCCUCGUAGAACGAGCAAAGCAGCGAUGGGGUGAUGACAUUACUGUACGCAAGCUCUGUGAGCUACAAGGUGCAGAGAAGUGUUGCGUGGUGGGAACACUGUUCAAGUCCAUGGAGCUUCAACCUUCAAUCCUUAGGGAGAUCAGCGAAGAGCACAAUCUCCUGCCCCAGCCUCCGAGGCAGAAAUAUAUCAGCGAGACGGAUGAACUUAUACUGGAGGAUGAGCUGCAGAGGAUCAAGUUAGAGGGGACCAUCGACACACAGAAGUUUGUAACAGGUACAGUUCUUGCAGUUCUAGGGACAGAAGGAGAUGCAGGAAACUUUAUUGUGGAAGAUUUUUGCUUGGCCUCCCUCCCUGCACAGACUCCGCUGCCAGAUGUGGAUGACGACAGGUAUGUGUUGCUCACUGCUGGUCUUGGUCUGGGUGGUGGUAGCGGUGACAGUCUAAUGGGUCUGCAGCUUCUUCUGGACUUGGUAACUGGCCAAGCUGGAGCAGAGCAAGAACAGGGUUGUGCAGCUCGGAUAUCUAGGGUCAUACUGGCUGGGAAUCUGCUGAGUGAGAACACACAGAGCAAGGACUAUUUGAAUAAGGCCAAAUAUCUUAGCAAGAAGACCCAGGUAGCAAGUGUGGAAGCUGUGAAGAUGCUGGAUGAGAUACUUCUUCAGUUGAGUGGCUCUGUUUCUGUGGAUGUAAUGCCUGGCCCUUUCGACCCCACAAACUACGUCCUUCCACAGCAGCCUCUUCACCGCUGCAUGUUCCCACAGUCUGCUCCUUACGGCACCCUUCAGCUGGUAACAAACCCAUAUGAAGCCGAAAUAGAUGGCGUCAGGUUCCUGGGAACUUCAGGUCAAAACAUAAGUGAUAUUUCUAAGUACAGCAGCAUGAAAGAUUACUUGGAGAUAUUAGAAUGGACUCUACAGGUGGGGCACAUAUGUCCUACUGCCCCAGAUACUCUAGGCUGUUAUCCUUUCCACAACUUUGAUCCCUUCAUCCUGCAUACCUGUCCACAUGUGUAUUUUUGUGGCAGUGCCCCCGGCUUCAGCUGCAAAGAAGUUACAGGUCCAGAAGGCCAGCGUGUACUUCUUCUUACAGUUCCAGACUUCAGCAGCACUCAAACAGCCUGCCUGGUGAACCUGCGAACCCUGCAGUGCCAACCAAUCAGCUUCUCUGGAUUCAGCGCAGAUGAUGAAUCAAGUGACUGAAUUGAUGUUCUGCCUUGCUUGCUAAGGAGUUCCAUUCUUUCUUUGAGCAACUCUCUACAGAUCUCUGAGGACUGCAUUCACUAUGCUACGUUAACAUGCAAGGAUUGGUGCACGUCAACUCCACAUUAUUGUUAAAAGGACUGUGUAGUUAAAUAUAAAUAAAUUGGAUUUUUAUUUUUA
Molecule: messenger RNA, 1677 nt
Organism: Pelobates fuscus (common spadefoot toad)
Lineage: Eukaryota; Metazoa; Chordata; Amphibia; Anura; Pelobatidae
Gene: POLD2
Product: DNA polymerase delta 2, accessory subunit
Exons: 11
Coding region: 106-1497 (463 amino acids)
Biological process (GO): DNA strand elongation involved in DNA replication; DNA replication
Cellular component (GO): delta DNA polymerase complex
Molecular function (GO): DNA binding
Source: RefSeq, a predicted model, not a curated record